Xyrichtys novacula (pearly razorfish) is the source of this 2602-nucleotide messenger RNA. Lineage: Eukaryota; Metazoa; Chordata; Actinopteri; Labriformes; Labridae. The record is from the annotation of a GenBank genome assembly.
AUGGAAAACAUGUCAGAGGAAACCCACGGCGAAAUGACGGAUCCACAGCACGUCCACCUAAGGUAAGGAGAAAAAAACGGUUCAAGGGGUCCCUGUGUGAAGGUGUUUCUAUAAAACCGCGCCUCAACCUUUUUCUUUCUGCUCCUUUUCAUUCACAUGAAAAAUUUUUCCUUGUUUGUAUUGAAUGUGUCAUAUACUAACAGACUGAAAUAAAGUAUGUACACAGCGCCCUAACUUUAUUGAAAUGAAGUCAUGUGUUUGGAGGUUAAGGCUCUGUUUGUGUAGAUACCAACAGUUUGGGUCGGGUCAGAACUGCUGACAUUCAUACAGCUCAUUCAGACGACUCAGAGAAUGAGAGUAUUUGGAAUUUUCCAAUAUUUAUCAUGUCUCAGAUUUGUGCACAUCAGUUUGUGAAUGACAGAUAUUGUACAGAAAGACUUAGCUUUCAGACCCUUUACAACAAGAUCUUCAGUGCUUCUCAUCUUUUUCUUUUAGCUUCCCAUCUGAAAGCUCUGUGGAGGAAAUGGCUCAAGACAGACCAGAUCAAGAUGAGACAGAGAAAACGGAGAUUGAUAACAGCAUCAUACAGAGACUUCAAGACAGACCAGAUCAAGAUGAGACAGAGAAAAAGGAGAUUGAUAACCGAAUCAUACAGAGACUUCAAUCUGGCUGGAUAGGCACUCUUCAUGUCGUUUUCCUGGUGCUGCUUUUAGUCCUAAUCACUGUCAUUGUUGGCCUGAGCAUCAAUGUUAAGCAGUUACAGAAAGAAAGGAGUCAGCUGAGACAGCUUCUAGAAUCAACACACAUGGGACUGAACCACACCAUGGAAGUAAAUCAAAAAGUGAGCCAGAGUCUGAACUUCACCGUGGAAGAAAAUCAAAAACUGAGGCUGAGUCUGAACUACACCAUGGAAGAGAAUCUGAACCUGAGCCUGAGUCUGAACAACACCAUGGAAGAAAAUCAGAAAUUGAGCAGAAGACUAAACUACACCAUGGAAGAUAAUCAGAAAUUGAGCCUGAGUCUGAACUACACCAUGGAAGAUAAUCUGAAACUGAGCCGAAGACUCAACCACACCAAGGAAGAAAAUCAAAAACUGAGCCUGAGUCUGAGCUACUCCAUGGAAGAAAAUCAGAGACUGAGCCGAAGACUAAACCACACCAUGGAAGUAAAUCAAAAAGUGAGCCAGAGUCUGAACUUCACCGUGGAAGAAAAUCAAAAACUGAGGCUGAGUCUGAACUACACCAUGGAGGAGAAUCUGAACCUGAGCCAGAGUCUGAACAACACCAUGGAAGAAAAUCAGGAAUUGAGCAGAAGACUAAACUACACCAUGGAAGAUAAUCAGAAAUUGAGCCUGAGUCUGAACUACACCAUGGAAGAUAAUCUGAAACUGAGCCGAAGACUCAACCACACCAAGGAAGAAAAUCAAAAACUGAGCCUGAGUCUGAGCUACUCCAUGGAAGAAAAUCAGAGACUGAGCCGAAGACUAAACCACACCAUGGAAGUAAAUCAAAAAGUGAGCCAGAGUCUGAACUUCACCGUGGAAGAAAAUCAAAAACUGAGGCUGAGUCUGAACUACACCAUGGAGGAGAAUCUGAACCUGAGCCUGAGUCUGAACAACACCAUGGAAGAAAAUCAGAAAUUGAGCAGAAGACUAAACUACACCAUGGAAGAGAAUCUGAAUCUGAGCCAAAGAUUAAACCACACCAAGGAAGAAAAUCAAAAACUGAGGCUGAGUCUGAACUACACCAUGGAAGAGAAUCUGAACCUGAGCCUGAGUCUGAACAGCACCAAGGAAGAAAAUCAAAAACUGAGCCUGAGUCUGAGCUACUCCAUGGAAGAAAAUCAGAGACUGAGCCGAAGACUUAACCACACCAUGGCAGAAAAGUCACAGCUUCAAGUGCAGAUUGAGGAGAUGAAAAUCAUAUUGAAUUCUACUAUGGAAAACCGUGACUCUUUCAGAAAAGACAAAAUCAAAUAUCAACAGCUUUUGAUCAAUGAAAGGCAGACCUCAACUCAACUAAAAGCUGAAAAUCAACGUCAACAAUCAAUUCUGAUGUCGGAGAAACUAUCUUUCCUCUGGAGAUUCUGUGAUAAAGGCACCCUGCAAUGUUCACGCUGCCUUCCUGGUUGGGCUGAGCACGCCACACGCUGCUUCCAUUUGGCAUCACAACCAAUGAAGUGGGAAGAUGCUCGUAGGGAGUGUUUUAAUGAAGGUGCUGACCUGGCUGUUGUCUUGAAUGCUGCAGACCAGGCAUUUCUGACCAACAUGACUUUCCAGUUUACACAGCAGCAUCCAAAUGUACUGUUCCAUUCAGCAUGGAUCGGGUUGCAGGACAUGGUGCAGGAUAACAGAUUUGUGUGGGUAAAUGGUAUCAAGUCCAAGUCAGAUUUGAAGUUCUGGAUGCCUGGAGAGCCAAACAAUGCUGCGGCUCAAUGGGACAAAGACCGUGCAGGACAGGACUGUGUUGUCAUUGUCCCUCCAAAGACUGUUGGACAGAAAGGCUGGCUGAACUCCUGGGAUGAUGUUGUCUGUCGAGGCCAGCGGCACUACAUUUGUGAAACCAAAGCUCUUAUUUUGUCUGGAGUAAAAACUGAGGAAUGA